This is a messenger RNA of Odocoileus virginianus texanus, 1131 nucleotides long. Lineage: Eukaryota; Metazoa; Chordata; Mammalia; Artiodactyla; Cervidae. The record is from RefSeq and is a predicted model, not a curated record.
AUGCAGGGGCCUACUCGCUGUGCAGCAUAUGAGAUUCUCUUGAACCAGGAGUCGAGCUGGUGUCCCCUUCAUUGCAAGGUGGACUCUCAACCACUGGACCACCAGGGAAACCUAAGAACAGAAGACUAUUUCCAAUGCCCCAUAUUAAUUUGUAUGAAAUCGGAUAAGACAGAGCAAUUGUCAGAAAACUGGAAUGGGAAUCAUACAAGGGUGGUAGUGUUUAUUCUAGCAGGUUUAACAAGUGACCCACAAAUGAAAAUUGUUUUAUUUAUCUUCCUACUACUCACCUACUUGCUAAGCAUCACUGGCAAUCUGAUUAUCAUCACACUUACCCUGGUAGAUACUCACCUGAAGACCCCCAUGUACUUUUUCCUUCAAAAUUUCUUUUUAGAAAUUUCAUAUACUACUACAUGCAUCCCUAAAUUGCUGGCUAUGAUGGCAACAGGAGACAAAACCGUUUCCUAUAACAGUUGUGUGACUCAAGUGUUUUUUGUCUUUCUUCUUGGAGCGUCUGAAUUUUACUUACUGGCAGUGAUGUCCUACGACUGCUAUGUUGCCGUCUGUAAGCCCCUGCAUUACACAACCAUCAUGAGCGGUAAAAUCUGCAUGCAGCUUGUCCUCAGUUGUUGGUUGGCUGGAUUUUUGGUCAUCUUUCCACCACUCCUCUAUGGCCUAAACCUUGACUUCUGUGCCUCUAACUUUGUUGAUCGUUUCUAUUGCGACACCACUCCCCUCCUACAAAUCUCCUGCUCAGAUACAAAGUUAAUCGAGAUGAUGGGAUUCAUCUCAGCUGUGGUGACAUUGGUGAUCACAUUGGUAAUGGUGACCCUAUCAUAUACCUGCAUUGCCUUGACCAUUCUAAGAAUUCCCUCAGCUAGUCACAGGAGAAAGGCUUUUUCAACGUGUUCUUCUCACAUGAUUGUGAUAUCCCUUUCUUACGGCAGCUUCAUCUUUGUGUUUGUUAAACCUUCAGUCAAACCAAGAACAUCUUUUUCCAAAGGAAUUUCAGGGCUCAACGCCUCUGUUGCACCGCUUUUGAAUCCUUUCAUUUCUACCUUAAGGAACCAACAAGUGAAGAACAUUUUUAUCCAUUUUGUGAAAGUAGAGCUAAUGACCCUGAACCAUUAUUAA